AUGGUGUUUAGUGAGUUCUUAUGUUUCUUAAGCUUGGUGUCAGAUUUCUUUUAUCCGAAUACCGGUGGCGUUGAAAAUCAUAUUUACAAUUUGGGAGAAUGCCUUAUGAAACGCGGUCAUAGGGUAGUGGUUGUCACUCACUCGUACGUUGGCCGACGAGGAGUGUGUUAUUUUCGAAACGGGUUGAAAGUUUAUUAUCUGCCGUUGAUCGUUGUUUACAACGGCUGCAUACUGCCAACGGUGUACGGUACACUGAUGCUGACACGCCAUAUCAUAGCCAAAGAAAAAAUCGACCUCGUUCACGGACAUUCAGUAAAUAUGUUAUACCGACUUAAGUAA
Soboliphyme baturini is the source of this 339-nucleotide messenger RNA. NCBI's taxonomy places the organism in Eukaryota, Metazoa, Nematoda, Enoplea, Dioctophymatida, Soboliphymatidae. The record is from the annotation of a GenBank genome assembly.